Poecilia latipinna (sailfin molly) is the source of this 1082-nucleotide messenger RNA. It is a transcript of the gene grem2b, whose product is annotated as gremlin 2, DAN family BMP antagonist b. Lineage: Eukaryota; Metazoa; Chordata; Actinopteri; Cyprinodontiformes; Poeciliidae. The record is from RefSeq and is a predicted model, not a curated record. Gene Ontology annotation, molecular function: BMP binding; receptor ligand activity. The coding region runs from base 376 to 954 and encodes 192 amino acids. Gene Ontology annotation, biological process: animal organ morphogenesis. The transcript is spliced from 2 exons.
GGCUUUAAAGUGACUCAAACCCUCCCAAAGACUGAGUGCAGACAGUCUCCACAGCACUAAGAAGUUGGCUUACUGUGACUGAACUGCAGCUUUUCUUGUCAGCCUAAAAGGAAAAACAGGAGAAAACCUUUAGACUUCCUGAAGACAGGCAGAUAAGGUGCUGCACACCCAGGACAAUGGGAAACUGAGCAGGCUCAGCACUUUCUACUGUAUUUAUUGUGAAGGAAAGAGGAGCAAGGACAAACUGGAGGAUACUAGAGAUUACAUUGCCAUGGAAACCAAAAGCUGGAAGCGGACACGAGGACCACUGAAGGUGGAUGAGCUCCCUUGAAUGCAUCUUCACGUCGUUGUCCUGCUGCACACUGUGGUUAGAGAAUGCUGUGGAGAAUCACCAUCCCCAUCCUCCUUGCUGGGUUCUUCUGCGUCAUUGCAGAGACCAAAAAGCUCCGGCCCCAAGGCUCAAUACCAUCCCCACACAAGGCCAAAGGAAACCUGUCUGCAGAUCACCCCCACAGACUUUUGCAGCAGAAACCCGAAGUCCUGUCCUCAAGCCGAGAGGCCCUAGUUGUGACUGAGCGGCGUUACCUCCGAAGAGACUGGUGCAAGACCCAACCCCUUCGCCAAACGAUCAGUGAGGAGGGUUGCCGCAGCCGCACCGUGGUCAACCGCUUCUGCUACGGCCAGUGCAACUCCUUCUACAUCCCGCGGCAUCUGGGUCCCAGCUCGAGUCAUGGACACAGUCGAGGUCAAACUUCAGGGUCGGGAAGGAAGGGCCACAAUAAAGCCCAGGAGCCCUUUCAGUCCUGCUCCUUCUGCAGGCCGCACCGCAUCACACAGCUCACAGUGCAGUUAGACUGCCCAGAUCUGCAGCCCCCCUUCAGACACCGCAAGGUGCAGAGAGUCAAACAGUGUCGAUGCAUGUCUGUGGAUGUGACCGGUCAUGGAAAACUGUGAAGGACUACCUUAAGAGAUUUUUGUUGUUCCAUUACUUGCCAGAGUCAGGGGUGAGGAACAUUGUGAAGUCAUACUAAAAAAAGAGGCUUGUCCAGCAAAAACUGAACGUAGAAAACGUGUGAUAAAGG